Messenger RNA from Colossoma macropomum (tambaqui), 4215 nucleotides. RefSeq names its product immunoglobulin like and fibronectin type III domain containing 1, tandem duplicate 4 (gene igfn1.4). The record is from RefSeq and is a predicted model, not a curated record. The transcript has 24 exons. Gene Ontology annotation, molecular function: protein binding. Bases 189 to 3986 code for a protein of 1265 amino acids. NCBI's taxonomy places the organism in Eukaryota, Metazoa, Chordata, Actinopteri, Characiformes, Serrasalmidae.
GUUACUGGGCAGUGGGGUCUUGGAGAGCGGAACCUUGCUGGCGCCCUGGCAUGCCUAGAUGGAUUUAUUAGCCUUGUGCAUCCAGAGGCUUCACUGGACUAUCAAGCAAGGCAACAGAACAGGCUUCACAGUACAAGCAGAGGUCAUCUCACUAAGGGAAUACUUUGUCUGUGACUACUACUAGCAAAAUGUGGAAGAAAGCAUCAAAGGUGACAGAUCAUACAGCAGAAGGCCAAGUGGGCAUCAGGAAGAAGUCCAAAGUGCCUGGUGUGAUGAUCAUGCAGUUUGUGGAGGAAAUUCCAGCAGCAAAGUCUCAUCCAGACUUCACCCGCAAACCCAUCGCUCUGACCAUCCAAGAAGGCAAAUUAGCAGUUUUCAAGGCUAUUGUCAUAGGCGAUCCUAAACCCACAGUCACAUGGGCCAGAAAUAAUGGAGAUGUCUCUGACCCACAGAAAUACCAAACUAAGUUUGAUCCCGUUUCUCACGAACACACACUUGAGAUGCCUAAUGUUUCACCAGAACAAGCUGACACGUACAAAUGUUUUGCUACUAAUGAGUUUGGCAGGGCUUCUGUCACCGUUGUGCUGAACGUCAUUGAAGUGGGAUUCAAAAAGGACAAAGCACAGAGAGCAGCUCAAGCGGAACCAACUGAACUCAAGAUGGCACUGAAGAGAAAAAGUAAAGUGCGUCCAAAAACUGAGCAGAAAAAAGAGGGAGAGAUUGACCCAAAGUUUUGGGAGAUUUUGCUGAGCGCUGAUAAGAAAGACUAUGAGCGCAUCUGUGCUGAAUAUGGAGUGACUGACUUCCGGUGGAUGCUGAAGAAGCUGAAUGAAAUGAAAAGAGAACGAGAGGAAGAGCAAGCGCAGUUUGUCAAAAGCAUUUCCAGCCUGAAGCACAUUGAAGUCAAAGGCGAUGGCACAGCCUCAUUUGAAGUUGAUCUGGACCUUAUAGACCCGAGUAGUAGGAUUUUCAUCUAUAAGGAUGGAGAGAUGAUUGAAUACUCCAAAGACAUGGACUUGGAGAUUAAACACAGCCUGAAACAAGUGGGCAAGAAGUUUGUGUUCACUGUCAGAGACCUCCUCCCUGAUGACGCUGGCCUUUAUCAGAUAGAUGUUGAGGAUGUAAAUAUGUUCUCCACGGAAUUUAAGAUUCCACAGGUGGACUUCUUGGUGAAGAUUCAGGAGGUCAAGGCAAUAGAAAGGGAAGAUGCAGUGUUUGAGUGCGUUCUGUCCAAUCCUUUUUCAAAAAUCCUGUGGGUGGGGAAGAGUGUUCCUCUUGAACAGGGAGAAAAAUACGACAUUACAGUGUCUGAGGACAAGCUCAUUCACAGACUUGUGGUGAAAGACUGUAUGCAGGUAGAUAAGGGCAUCUAUGCUGCUGUGGCUGGAAUCAAAUCUUGUAAUGCCUGGCUGUUAGUGGAAGCUGACAAUGAUCCAAAACUGCAAGGCAAAAAGAAAGCACGAAAAACAACACAGGCUGGAGGAUCAGGCCUUGACCUGGCAAAGAUUGCAGCAGAACAGCAGGCCAAGCUGCAGAAAGAGAGAACGGAGAGGAUUGAGGCUGCUAAAACAGCCAAGGCAGAGAGAGACGCAGCAGGGGGAGGAGCUAGCAGCACUUCUGGACCUGGAUCUGGCACCAGUGCUGGGGAUGGUGGUUCUGGAGCUGAUUUAGGAUUUGGUUCUAGUUCAGGGUUUGGCUCUGGCUCGGGCUCAGGCUCUGGAUCUACACCUGGAUCUGGCUCUCGCUUUGGAGAUCAUGCUGGAGGAGGGAAAGAAACAAGAGGAGACACUUCUAGACGCACUGGGCAUGCUGGGGAUGGACAGACUGGUGUAGCCAGUGAAGGGGCAGGAAAACUGUCAGGAUCAUCAGGACAAUCUACAGGCGGUGGUGUAGGUACUGACACACUACUCAGAGACUCUGGCUUUGAUGGUCAAAUGCACCUGACCAGUGGACUGUCAGAUGUUUAUGCAGCCCGUGGCAAGCCAGCAGAAUUAGUCUGUAAACUCAACAGCAAUGUGGAUGGAGUUUGGUUCAAAGAUGGAGAGAAGCUUUCCUCUAAAGGUGGACUGACUAUAUCCAAAGAUCAGGGUAUUCAUAAACUGACUAUCCAAAGUUGCAAGGAUUCCGACUCAGGCAAAUAUGAGUUUGAAACAAAUGACUAUAAAACCAGUGCUACAGUGACAGUCGGAGAUGCUCCAGAAUUUGACCCUGAUGAACUGCAUAACUUCUCCAAACCUGUGGUAGUGAAAGCAGGCCAAACUGCAUCCUUUAAGAUGAGGUUUCCACCACAAGAUUCUCUGGAGAUCAAGUGGUUCAAGGAUGCUUACGAGCUGAAGGAUGGUGGUGGGGUGAAAGUCGUGAAGGAACCAAAUCACAGUCGCCUUCAAAUAAAAGACUGCCUGGAAUCAGAUGCUGGAGAAAUUAGGAUCCAGCUUAAAAAUCUUUUUGGUACUGUUGAGGCCUUAUCCAGACUAAUUGUGCUUGGCAAGCCAAGUCCACCAAAGGGCCCUGUAGAGGUGUUGGAAAGCACUGACUCUGUAAUCGAACUUAAGUGGAACCCACCAAGUGAUGAUGGUGGCUCAGCAGUAACAAACUACAUAAUUGAGCGUCAGCAGGCAGGCCAAAGUUUGUGGAAAAGGCUGGGGGAUGUCUCAGCAGAUCGAGCAAGCUUUAGGGACAGAAAUGUGUCCCACGGCAAGAGGUACACCUACCGCAUUUAUGCAGAGAAUCCUGAGGGCAUUGGUGACCCGCUGGAGACUGACAACAUCAUGGCUGGCACUUUAAUAUUCCCUGACCCACCAGCUCCUCCUAAGGUGGUCAGCGCAUUUAAGAACUGCAUUAAUCUGGAGUGGACUCCUCCAGCAAAGGAUGGAGGAACAGAACUUCUGGGCUACCUGUUGGAGAAACGCAAGAAAGAUACAAACCAAUGGGUAGCUCUGAACCCUGCCAAUGAGCCCAUUAAAGCGCUGAAAUAUGCUGUGAAGGAGGUGUCUGAAGGAUCAGAGUAUGAGUUUAGAGUGUCAGCCAUUAACGCCUCUGGAGCUGGAGAACCCAGUCGCCCCUCUUUGAUGGUCUGUGCUAAAAAUCCCAACCUGAAACCUUAUUUCAAAGACCCUGAAGACUUCAUGGUUGUUAGAGCAGGAAAUUCUGUCAGAAUCAAAAUCAAUUAUGAGGCUUCUCCACUACCAGAAAUCCAAUGGCUGAAGGAAAAUGAACCUGUAUCUUCAUGGAUCAAUAUUGUCAACGUUGAGGGCACAUCGACUCUCAUCAUACCCAGCUCAAAGCGCUCAGACUCAGGCGUGUACACCAUCGUGGCCAAAAACUCCAGCGGAAAGACUAGUUUUGACAUAGAGGUCAGAGUAACAGAUGAACCCAAGCAACCAGGCCCAGUGGCACUGGAGCAGAUGGUCCAUGGUAAGGUCAUCAUUACAUGGGCUCCUUCACCAGACCAGAAGCUGGAUGACCGGCUGCACUACAUGAUAACAGAGUACGACUCCAACACACGCAUAUGGCGCCCAAUAGCUGAUCGCCUCUUCUGUUUAACUUACACCACCAACGUCCACUCGGGCCGAGAGUACCGCUUCAGAGUCUAUGCCAAAAAUGACAUGGGACUAUCAGAGCCCUCCGAAUCACCAAAAUGGGGCAUCAACAGUUGCAAAGCUUCACAAUUCAAAGCUCUGCCAGCCUUGAUCACAUUUGAGAGACCUCCCUCCAUUCUGGUUCCUUUGAAAGUCCACACUCCACCAAAGGGCUACCAGUGCUACAUGACUUGUGCCAUUCGAGGCUGCCCUGCACCCAACGUCUCAUGGUACCUGAACGGCAUCUGCAUCAACUCUGAUAACCAUUACUACAUUACCAACGUUCAUGGAGUUUGCUCCUUGUACAUCCUCAGAGUGGGACCCAGGGAUGGUGGCGAGUACAAAGUGGUGGCAAUCAACUCAUUUGGGAAAGCAGAGUGUUCUGCCAAACUGAAAGUAAAAGAUUGAUCUUCUGCAUGUGAUACUGGAAGAUAAUAAAGAUGAUUCAUUUAUUUUUCCAACCAGACAAUUCACACACUCACAAAGUGUGCAUAAUCUCUUCUCUGAACAUUUACCUUACCAUUGCAAUAUCUAGUUUAAUACACUGCAGAUGUCUGUUAUAAAUAUGAGUAACUUUUAAUUACACAAUUAAACUUAAUUUGACUUUCUGUUCCUCCAUUCUGGUGUUGGGUGUUUG